Messenger RNA from Sinocyclocheilus rhinocerous, 264 nucleotides. RefSeq names its product tyrosine 3-monooxygenase-like. The transcript is spliced from 2 exons. Gene Ontology annotation, cellular component: perikaryon; cytoplasm; axon. NCBI's taxonomy places the organism in Eukaryota, Metazoa, Chordata, Actinopteri, Cypriniformes, Cyprinidae. Gene Ontology annotation, molecular function: tyrosine 3-monooxygenase activity; iron ion binding. The annotation marks the transcript as partial. Gene Ontology annotation, biological process: dopamine biosynthetic process from tyrosine. The record is from RefSeq and is a predicted model, not a curated record.
ACAUUUGAAGCCAAGAUCCACCAUCUUGAGACCAGACCGAGCCGAAAACCGAAGGACGGUCUGGAGGAUCUGGAGUAUUACGUUCAGUGUAAGGUGCACCUGUCAGACGUGAGCACACUGGUCAGCUCUCUCAAGAGAAGCGCAGAGGACGUCAAAACCACUAAAGAGGUCAAAUUUCAUUGGUUUCCAAGAAAAAUCGCUGAACUGGAUAAAUGCCAUCAUCUCAUCAACAAAUUUGAUCCGGAUCUGGAUCAGGAUCAUCCA